This is a messenger RNA of Paraphaeosphaeria sporulosa, 2161 nucleotides long. RefSeq lists its product as uncharacterized. Bases 305 to 2086 code for a protein of 593 amino acids. Gene Ontology annotation, biological process: transmembrane transport; metal ion transport. Gene Ontology annotation, molecular function: cobalt ion transmembrane transporter activity; magnesium ion binding; magnesium ion transmembrane transporter activity. The transcript is spliced from 4 exons. The record is from RefSeq and is a predicted model, not a curated record. Lineage: Eukaryota; Fungi; Ascomycota; Dothideomycetes; Pleosporales; Didymosphaeriaceae. Gene Ontology annotation, cellular component: membrane.
CACAACACUUGUGCUUGACCUGCUUUCACUUGAAUACGGUUCUUUGCUUCUGAUCGUGGUUCAGUUGCUGCGUGCGCAGAGACGCAUUGCACCGCCCCCCGCAUGCGGAGAGCAGCCUCCUAUCUGAGACCGCCUGCCGGUGCCAAAUGCUCGCGUGACCAGCAUCAUGUAGCAUCCCAGGGUGCCUGGACAGGGCACGAGCUCUCAUCACACGAGGCUGUGGGAAGAAGACCACCAUGGGCAAAAGCUCCGUGUCCUCUUGUUAGCUACCGCUGAUAUAACAUCUCAUUCCUGUAAGUGAACUAUGAAUGCGCCGUUGCGACCUGCAUCACCAGCGGAAAGGCUUCCCGCGUACUACGAGGAUUUCGACGACGAAGAAGUUCUGGCCUCUUUUCACGAUUUCGACAAUGAACGAAACUUCGACCUAUUCGACCGGCAAACACGCAAUCCGCGCAGUAGCAACUUUGUUAUCGAUUUUGGCGAUGACGACGCAUAUUGCGCUUUCGACUUAAGUUCGCACUCCGUUUCGCGACUACUCUCAGUACCAAGGCCAGCAAAUCUUCACACGCGAUGGAUCAACCUAUGGGUGCCCCACCUUCAGAAAGAUGUGCUUCAUGCUCUAGCCAAACAUUACGAUUUCUCACCGAGGUUGUUGGGCAUGAUGGCUUCCGAGCCACUGUCGCCACGUUCGAGCGCUUGGAAUCCAGAGAAGAGCUCAAUUACGCUCGGCUCAGCUAGAUCUCGAAGGUCGCAACGAUCGAAGGCAUCGUCAGCAGCAAAAGAGACAGACAACGUUGAUUCGGAGGAAAGCAUCGGUAUGACCGAGAUGAUGCACUCUACCCAAUUAGAUAUGGUGCGAGAUCUAAGUCACUACCACAUUGUGGACGAAGUAUGGCACUGGUCAACUGUUGACUGGGGACGGCGUUUCGUUUGUCUCGGGUAUAACUCACUCCAUGAUGUCCGUACCAAGAAGCCUCAUGACCACAACGAUGAGGUCGACAAGAGCCGGGACAUGCCCUUGGCCAAGCGCGUAUGGAAUUGGCUUCUUCUUACUGAAGACAAGACUGUCAUAUCUAUAUCUGAGGACCCAUUCCCUUUUACUAAUGGCAACCUACAGUCAUCCGAUCUAAAGACACUGUACACAACACGGAGGAACCUAGUGAGCGUCUUCCGUCAAUUGACAAAGGCACCAACGCCUUUGCGAGAAGCCUCCCUGAUCAUGCUACCUAUCCGACAUCGUAUAGGCAACAGCGAUGAGGAGACCGCGCACCGACCGACUGAUGCUCCUGGUCUGCUUUUUUACUACCUGUUUGAGGACUGGUUCACAACGUAUAGCCUCGUCACACGUCGCGAACAUGGUUAUGCCGCUGAACUCGACCGUCUGAGACGAGAGAUGCUGGUACGCGCAAAUCUGGAGCACGUGGAUCAGCUACAUCACAUCGGCUGCCAACUCUCUGUUCUCAAGCGCGUCUAUUUAGCCUACGAGAUGAUCAUCGACCGUGUUCUGAAGAAACAGGAAGCUACACUUGCUUCACUUAAAAAUUCCCACAUCGUAUCCGGCAUGGAAUCGCUCGCCUCUUCGAUACCCAUCAACUCGUCAGGACCGCAAGUCCCGGAAGCAGAUAGCCUGUUAGGUGUUUCUCUUAGCUCAGCUGCUCGUGCCAGAUUUGAACGCCUGAAGGACAGGAUCAAGCUGUAUGCUCUGAGCGAGAUCCAGGAAUGCAUUGACCAAAAGGACUCCCUCGUCAUGAUGAAUUUCAAUCUCAUCGCCAUCAAGGAAUCCUUCAGCGUAGAACGCCUCACCAGAGUCACACUUCUUCUCGCGAAAGUGACCAUCGUCUUCAUGCCUGUCACACUAAUGACGGGGUACUUCUCAAUCCAGUUUGCGGGCUUGGAGUUCACGGUGAGGAGCUACUGGUGGGCGUUUGCUGUGGUUCUAGCCGUCAGCAUGGUUCUGCUGUUCCUUUUCAGUUUCUUCAGCGGCACCUUCGAAGGAAAGAUCAUCACGCGAUCGUGGAGCCGCAUCAUGUUUGAUGUUAGUAGGCGGUGGUUGGUGCAUAAGCGGAAGAAGGGAAAGACGUUCUGAUUAUAGCGAAGGUGGUAGGAAAGAGGGAGCGCAUUGCACGAGCGACGCUACAUCCAUUCUAGAAUUAUGGAACGC